AUGGAGUCUCCCAUGCCCAGCAGCAACGGCGGCUUGUCGCCGCGCUCUUUUGCCAUACAACACCAGCGCCCGCGGAUCAGCUUUACAGGAUGCUCCAGAAUCACCGAUUAUGAGGUACUCGGCAAGCUUGGCGAGGGUACCUUUGGUUCAUCGCGCGCAAAGCCCUUCCAGGCCAUGCGUAACGACCCAAGACCACUUGAGGCUGACGACAAUCUCCAGUUUCCCAUUACCGCGCUCCGAGAGAUCAAGCUCUUGAAACUGCUCUCCCACGAUAAUAUCCUUCGUCUCGAAGAUAUGGCAGUGGAGCACCCCCCUAGAUGUAAGGCACCCAACCAUGCCACCCCGUUGUCCGAGUGCGGGACGCAAUGGCUAACCAUUUCCCCAGCGAACGAUGUGAAACGAAAACGACCGAUCAUGUACAUGGUUACACCUUAUAUGGACCACGAUCUUUCUGGACUCCUCGAUAACCCCUCGGUCACAUUUACCGAACCCCAAAUCAAAUGCUACAUGUUGCAGCUUCUCGAAGGCCUGCGGUAUCUACAUGAUCAACAUAUCCUUCACCGAGACAUGAAGGCUGCCAAUCUGUUGAUCAACAACAAAGGAAUCCUCCAGAUUGCCGAUUUUGGUCUGGCCAGACACUACGACGGGCCCACGCCCAAGGCCGGCCAGGGAGGUGGAGAUGGCAAGCGGGAGUAUACCGGCCUGGUCGUCACCAGAUGGUACAGGCCUCCCGAGCUUCUGCUGCACCUGAAGAAGUACACGACUGCUAUUGACGUUUGGGGGGUUGGUUGCGUGUUUGGUGAGAUGCUUACCGGGAAACCGAUCCUUUCGGGCGACAGCGACGGCCAUCAGCUGGAUAUCAUCUGGGACCUCGUGGGCUCGCCGACGCCACAAAACAUGCCGCUGUGGAGCACACUUCCUGGCUCCGAGGGGCUGCAACCGCGGUCCCGCCCCGGCAACUUGUCCACGAGGUUCAGGGAACACGGUUCGGCCGCCAUCUCGUUGCUCAAAGAGCUUCUGAAGCUGGACUGGAAAACACGCAUCAACGCCAUCGAUGCGCUGCAGCACCCGUACUUCAAGAUGUCGCCUCUGCCGGCCAAGGCGCCCCGAGCUCCCGACGUUUGA
Messenger RNA from Verticillium alfalfae VaMs.102, 1125 nucleotides. Its product is annotated as serine/threonine-protein kinase BUR1. Gene Ontology annotation, molecular function: cyclin-dependent protein serine/threonine kinase activity; ATP binding. Gene Ontology annotation, cellular component: nucleus. Bases 1 to 1125 code for a protein of 374 amino acids. The transcript is spliced from 3 exons. The record is from RefSeq and is a predicted model, not a curated record. Lineage: Eukaryota; Fungi; Ascomycota; Sordariomycetes; Glomerellales; Plectosphaerellaceae. Gene Ontology annotation, biological process: protein phosphorylation.